CCACCAAUUAAGUAGGACACAAGGCAGUGACACCUAAAUACUAAAAAAGGGGGUUGCUGAAAGUUUUCUAGGACGGCUGUUGUCAUCUGAAAACACAUAUUACUUGACAAAAAAAGUAGAGAGAAAAAAAAGCGUGUAACACACAUACACACUAGCCCUCAAAGGAAGGUUAAAAGUAGUCAACGUAAACAUUAGAAUUAGCUCGGCGAGUGGGUCGUUUUGGAGUUUUCGGAUACUCAGAUACUGAGAGUGAGAGAGUUUCUCAGUUGAGUUAGGCUGAAGUGUUUAUUUAUAAAAAUGGCAAUGGAGUAAAUUCAACGUCAACUAAUUGAAAAAUGUACCACCUGAUCAAGACCUGAAAUACAACAAAGACAUUGGCAGUUGCAUUUACUGAACACUAUCUUAAUGUGGCUCCCCCUAAAAGUAUUUCUUCAAUGAGAUAGUAACUUGUGAAUGUGUACAACAUUUCACUUCAACUGGCUAUUCCUCAGCCAGUUCACCACCAAGGGCAGGCAGUUUUUUAUAUGUUGCUCUGUGGAUUUAAUGUAGUAACCUCUCAUGUACUUUAAAGCUACCCAUGUCUGUAGAAGUUCUUGUUUCUAAACCUGCCACUGCCUUAGCUCCUGCUGAAGCCAUUAUGAAAGAACAAUUGCGUCCAUCAUCUCAUGGGGGCAAACAGAACAACCACGUAAAAGUAUCUUCUGGCUAUCCUGGUCAGAUUGUUCACUACCCUAUGGAAGCAAAUAGGAAUACAUCGGAUGUAAAUGGCCUAGGUACUGACAUUCAACAACACUUUGACAAUACACACAUUAUUUAUGAUAAUUCUACUGACACUACCUAUCUACGAGGCCGUCUUUUAGGAAAGGGUGGCUUUGCAAGAUGUUAUGAAAUUUUAAAUCUAAAUACAAACAAGAUCUAUGCAGGAAAGAUUAUUAGUAAAACCAGAAUUUCUAAACCACAUCAGAAACAAAAGAUACUCAGAGAAGUCCAGCUACAGAAGAACCUAAAGCACAGACAUGUUGUGGAGUUUAUUAAUUAUUUUGAAGACGACAGCAAUGUUUACAUUAUCUUGGAAAACUGUAGUCGAAAAUCUUUGGUGCAUGUACUGAAACACAGGAAAUAUCUUACUGAACCUGAAGUUCGCUACUACCUUCGUCAACUAGUGGCUGGUGUGGAAUACAUUCACAGUAACCAAAUAAUUCAUCGUGACUUGAAGCUUGGCAAUAUGUUGCUCAAUAAUGAAAUGGACCUGAAACUGGCUGACUUUGGUCUAGCAACUAAAGUUGAUUUUGCAGGAGAAAAGAAAAUGACUGUUUGUGGAACACCUAACUAUAUAGCUCCAGAAGUUCUUCAGAAGAAAGGACACAGUUUUGAAGCAGACAUCUGGGCUGUAGGCUGUAUAAUGUAUGCUUUACUUGUUGGUCGUCCUCCAUUUGAAACAACUACAUUAAAGGAAACCUACCUUAGGAUCACAGAGAAUAACUACUCUUUCCCCUCAUCCUUGACCACAGCAGCAAAAAAUCUCAUACGUAAAUGUCUGCACCCAGAACCAACUAGCCGACCCUUGUUACAGGAAAUUCUAGCGGAUGAAUUUUUUGUCUGUGGGUAUUUGCCUCAUUCAUUGUCUCCAACUUGUUGCACAGCAAUGCCAAAGUUUCCUUCACGCUAUGCCAGCAAUAGACCAAUGUCUUAUGCUGCUGCCAGGGAACCAACUGUAGAUCAUUUAGGACAACUUGGGAACGCUAUAAGCCAAAUGCACUUAGAUUCUCGCUCUGAAAAUUUAUUGGAAGAAAAAGAGCUUGAAGACAUAGAAAAGAAAUCCCCACAGCACUCACGCACACACAUUGAAAACUCUGUGCAGACACGUGACACUCACAAAAAUGGAAAUAACAGCAAUGAAAGACACAUAGAUGAAAGGUCGAGGUCACCAUCACAACGAGAUCUAACCAAACCUGGCUGUGCAGCAGUUUUACUAAAUGCAUUGACUCUGUGUCUAGAACAAAUGCCAAAAGACUUUAAAAAUAGCCCUGCUCCAAUGAAUGCAGAGAUUACUUGGGUGACAAAAUGGGUAGACUACUCCAACAAAUAUGGCUUUGGUUUUCAGUUGUCUAGUGAUGCACUUGGAGUUUUGUUUAAUGAUACCUCCAGAAUCAUCAUGGCUCCAGAUGGCAGAGCUAUACAGUACUAUGAUGUCACUAGCAAACUUUCGGCUUUCACUUCAGACUGUGUACCUGAUGAUCUGGAGAGGAAAACCACUUUACUCCAGUAUUUUGCUCGAUAUAUGGAUGAACAUCUUAUAAAUGGCGGUGAUCUGGAAUAUUCCAGUUCUAGUGACUCUGUCUCAUGGUCUGGCUCUAUGUUUCUUAAGAAAUGGUUUCGCACAGCUAAAGCUAUAGUAAUGUACUUGAGUGAUGGCACUCUACAGGUGAAUUUCUUUGAUGACCACACCAAACUUAUCCUCAGCUCCAACAGAGGGGACUAUCUAGUGACCUACAUUGAUCAGGAGCGUGUGGCACGCACAUACAACCUGGCACAUAUAAGGCAGGAAGGAUCUGUCCUGGACAUUUACGAGAGAAUGACUUUUGCCAAAUCUAUGUUAAAAAACUUGGUUGAUAUUGAAGGUGCUGACAUUUGAAUACUUUUGGAAAUCAUUUUCGACCCAGUCGCUCCUUCUAACUAAAAUCAACACUUUUAUGACUUCUCAAAACAAUUUGAACCAUUACUUUUCACCUGCAUUGCAUGUUGUCUAUAUUGAAACAGGAUCAUUUUAUGCUUUGUAACAUGGGAAAGAUUUUUGAUGCUUUGUUUUUUAUGUCAGGUUGACUUGUCUAUUGGCUUUGUUCAAAUGAGUGUGUUGACUUUGAAGCUACAAUAUUAUCUACUCCACUAGUUUAGACAAAGUGCUAUUUUAGACUUACUCAUUGCUGUAUUGCUGCUAUCAAAGAUUGGUGUUUGUUUUAAAGUUGUUUUUCUGGAUUCAAGUAAUAACUAGACAUUAUUGUGAAUGUGAAGUGACCAAUGACAUGCAUUGUUGUUUUAUUAGGAUGAGACACACCUUGCUGAAGUUGUUGUUUAUGCACAAGUUGUACCAUUCCUAGAAGUCAAGGACCAAGUUUUCUGUUAUAUAGUCAUAUUUUUAAGGAGAAUUUUUUAUAUCAUUUAUCUUCUUUUUACAAAUAAUCUUUAAAAAAUCAUUGCUUUUGUCUAAUGCUAUUAAGUACAAAAAAAACAACAGAAUUUUUAUUCAGUUUUGGACAAAAUUCUGAAAACAUUGUUAGACAUAAUGUAUAAUGCUAUGAUGUUUAUGUAACUUUAUAUUUCAAGUUGUUCUUGUAUGCAAUUGAAGUGCCUUAGACUACAUUAGUGUCGUUUUGUAUUACAUUAUUUAGUGGCAUUGUUUUGUUGGUUUUAUGCUGCAGCUAGGCAAUCAGAUCAACUUCUUUCAAAUCUCUUUAUUGUUUUGAGACUAUCUACAUGUUGAAAUGAUUAACUGUAUAUAUCUAUAUAUCUUAGAGAGGACCUAACAACAAGAUGCUAUUUUUAGUAUGGCUUGGGUUAACAGUCUUUGACACAUAUAAACCCUUUGUUUCAUCUAGAAGUUACUUCCCACAACCAAUGAUAUUCCUCUCUACAACCUCUCUUACCCUGCCCACAUUUAAAGUUGUGUUAUUUUGUUUCUAUCCCUGACAAUCAAUUCUAUGCAGAUACCUUUAGAUGCUGAUGCUUUAGGUGAUUUAUCUCAUGUCUCUCUGACAUGUCCAAGCUUAUAGCUACCUAUCUUCUAUCUACUACUGUACUAAAUGCUCUAAGACAGUCAACAGAAGUUAAUAUCAGUUAAAAUGUUGUUCCUUCUUAGUAUCCAUUGAAAAAUGCCAAAUAUCUUACCAGCUGUUUUGUACAGGCCAUUCAAUGCCUUUGAAGUAAACUUUCACUGUACAGAUGAUCCAGAGCACACAAGAAGUUUUGGUGAUUUCAUGCUUUGUCCAUAUUUAACAUGACCUUAUGAUCUCAAGUUGUUCAUAUAGAAUAUUGUUUGAUUACAUCCUGGAGGUCUCUCUAGCUUUUGAAGUUAUUGAUGAAACUUUUUCUUGAAGCAGUAGAUAGUCAAUGACUUUUUAAUAGACAUUUUUCUCUAUUUAUAGAGAAGUUGCAUGUUUAAUAAACAAUAUUAAUACAAUAAUGAAUAUAAAAAAAAAUAACUUGAAAAUGUAUGCAAGAUCUGAAAACUGAAAACAAAAAUGUGCCUGUUUGAUAACUUCAUACUAAAUAAAAUGAAGCAGUUCUAUUUCAAAUACCUUGUUAGGAUUUAUAACACUUCACAAUUGACAUGUUUUUAUUAUGGUGUUAAAUCACAAGAAGAAUUGGGUUGGCAUUCAUUAUAAAUUGUUGUUUUUAAUAGCAGCUUGUUCAUGCUUGUUUGUAGAACAAUUCGUGACAUUAAUUCUGCACUUUGAAACACUAUCAUUGCACAUGUCUUAAAACCAACCUGAUUAGCAUUUCCUGUCUCUACAAUUCUUUAUAGAAUAAUUUGCAUUUAGUUGGACUAUUUAAUACCUGUAUAAGUGUUUUCUAUGGCUAUGUUACAAUAGUAACAUAAUAUAUCAACUAUCAUUAUUUUAACACUAUACAUGUGUCAAAAUGUAUUCUUUAUUAUUUCAUUUAAAAUCAUUGAAUGAAAAAAAAAAGUAAUCUUUUCUAAUGCUAUACUUCAGUUUAACAAUAAAGCAACAAAUGUUCAUAAAUAUAAUUCUUCUCUAUACAUUUGUAUUAUUGUACAUUUGUACUUGAACCUCGAUACUGGAGUAACCAUUCAUUGAACUAGUUUAAGCACUCCUGUAGCACGUUUACACAGUUCUUUGGAUCAUGUUUGGUUUAACUUAUAGAGGCAGGAAUCUCGUUAGGUUGAAUGGAUCAAUACAUUUUUUAAUUUAGGCUUUCAAAACCUUUCAUUUCAAUAGAAUUUUAACCAAAAUGUUUGUAUAUGCACAUAACCCUUUUUUUUUACUAGAGAAAUUUUGAGAUAGUUUUUUUGAGUCUUACACACCUAAUGACAUGCAAAGGGAAAUGGAGAGACCUAUCCAAUAUGACAUCAUUAUGUAAAUAUGCUAAAUGAACAAUUAUUGUUGAGAAGCAAUUUGUAGUCUGGCCAGAAGCUCUGACCUUCUAGUCUUCACCUGAGCCUCAUUACACUGAGUGCAAUACAUGGCUCAAACAGUUCACACAGCCAACCAGGCACUGACAUUCUACAGACUUUCUAGUGAGGAGCACAUAUUCCAGCUAUGUACAUAGUAGAUUGAGAAAAAGUUGCUUUAAACAUUUUUUUUGUUUGCUUGGGAUUUUUUAAUUCUUUUUUUUAAACCCUUUUCUGGCUUAUUGUUUGUUCUACAGCUUGGUUUCAGGUUGUAUUCACACUUGAUUCUUUUGUGGUAGAGAUUUCCUUACCUCUGGUUCUGCAGAAAAUUGAGGGAAUUACUUGAUUUUGUCCAACUCGUUGAUCAAUCAAAGCUCUCUCUAGUUUGUUUUUUUCUUCUGCUAUCAGUUACUGUACAGCCAAACAAAAAAGUGAAAUUUUGUUAUCUAUGUGUGUGUGUUUUUGUGUCUUGCAUAACAUACUGACAUAUAUAUGCAAGUAAUUUGUUGGUCUAUAAUCACCCAAUACUUUGUCCUUUUACAAGAAUGUAAUGUUUGUUGUCUUUAGCAUAAGAUAUAAAAGAUGCAAUGCAGCGUAUACAUGUUUAUACCAGAAAACUUGUGUAUUGGGAUAGACUGAACUUCUCUGCUAUUAUUUCCUUUUAUGUUUCAACUAGAAAUUUGUGGAGGUCAAAAUAUAGUAUUGUUCUUCUAGAAUGUACUCAUUGUAUGGCAGUUAGGCCUGUGGCUAAGAGAUGCUUUGUCAUGAUACACAUGCCAUUUUCUUUUUUAUCAAUGAUUGACAUGUCUAAAAUGUUUCAAAUAUCUGAACAGGUGCCAUUUAUUUUGUGAACAUUUAAUCCCUCUGGCUGUUAUCUUCUAUGUCAUGAUAGGACUUCUUCACAUAUUACUAGUUUGUGUGUCUGUAUUGAAUAGAUAGCUGUCAUCCAUUACAUCAAUAGGGUUUGGUAUUAAUUGUUUUACAUCUGAUCAAUUAUGUGUAGUAAUAAAUAGGACAAAUAGAACAAAUUUUUUUUUUCAUUGAAUAAAACUGAAACCCAAAGUUGGAUCUACUCUGAAUAAAUCUGUGACUUGAUAUUGAUGAAUGCUGUAAACUCUAAAAAGAUUUUAUGUUGCAUUUUAUGGAAUAUAUCUAGGAUUUUUUUCCCAUCCAGAUCCUUGAAGUAUUCUACAGCAUGUUAGGCUGUAUUACAAACAUGUUAGAAAAAUACAAUGCUCACAGUUGACUACAUAAUUGUAAGCAGCUGACACAAAACUUUACUGCUGUUGGUAAAGUCCAUUUGAAAUACUUUGGCCUUUUCCAACCUUGUUCUAUGCUAUUGUUAGAAGUUGUGUGACAGAAGUGCCUGAACCCCAAAGAAAUAAUUCACAUCAUGCCAAUACAAUAAUGUUGAUUAUGCAACUUUGCAAAUGUAAAUAACUUUUUUCUCAUGGUUUGAAAUCAAUAUAACAAAUUGUUUGUUCACAUUUUGUCUAAGCAGCAAUUUAUUUGGUUUUAAAAUAAAACAAAAACAUUUAAAAUGGAAGUUUUUUAUUAAUUGUUCAAGUAUAGUAUGGUACAUAAAAAUGGUUUUGUAAAGAGCCUUGACUAUAAAAAAAAAAAAAAAAGACUUUUCUGUAUGGGAGCUCUUGUUGACUUGACAUUAAUGCACUAAAAGUCAUUCCUAGACAUUGUAAUUCUCUGUCUGUUUUUUUUUUUCCUACAAAAUUAUAUUGGUCACUUAUCAUUCCUCUGUUUCUGUACCCGACCAUAUACAUCCUUUUUUGUCCUUUCAGAAAGAAUAUUGAAUUUCAACUACUGCUGAUUUGCAUUGAUAAAUAUAUAUGCACCUUUGUUUCAUGUCUACUAUAUAUCAUAAUAUAGAAUGCUUAGGUUGAAGAUAAAUACUUUAACUAUUUUGUGAAAUACAUACAAAUAAAGAAGUUAAAACAAUC
This is a messenger RNA of Biomphalaria glabrata, 7086 nucleotides long. RefSeq names its product serine/threonine-protein kinase PLK1-like. Gene Ontology annotation, molecular function: protein binding; ATP binding; protein serine/threonine kinase activity. The transcript is spliced from 15 exons. Gene Ontology annotation, biological process: regulation of cytokinesis; mitotic cell cycle; protein phosphorylation. The record is from RefSeq and is a predicted model, not a curated record. NCBI's taxonomy places the organism in Eukaryota, Metazoa, Mollusca, Gastropoda, Planorbidae. Gene Ontology annotation, cellular component: spindle pole; centrosome; nucleus. Bases 578 to 2635 code for a protein of 685 amino acids.